GUGACAGUGUUACAGAAAUCACAGUGAAAUUAAUCUUCAACAAUGAAUAAAGUGCUAAAAGUGAAUGUUGGGUAUUUCUGUUUGAGGUGUAGCGCCAACCUUUUACAUGAAACCAUAAUCUGUUCUAAACAGCACACGUGUGUCAGACAGCUUUGACGGUCUCACACUCACACCUACAUGUUCCUACACGGCGCUCUUUGAGCAGCAGUGAAGUGCCGCCUUUCGCUCAGGUCUGAUAAUUGUCAUUCUUAUUAGGCAGCUGAGCCGUUCCCAACUUGCCUUUCCUCUUCAGAAACCAAAAGGAACAGAAACCUGUCACUGCAUUCCAUUAGACUUGUUUGUGUAGAUACUGUCUCAAAUGGAGAAAAUGGAUGAAUAUGAAUACAACAGCACAGACCUCAACUACACCGACUAUGAAAUCGUGGAACCCUGUUCAAUGGACCGCAAUCAUGACAUGGAAAACCUCCUCCAGUUUUUUGUUCACCCCAUCAUUUGUUUUGCUGGUUUCAUUGGCAACGCCCUCGUAAUUGUGACGUACGCUCUCUACAAGCGAACCAAGUCCAUGACUGACGUGUACUUACUGAACGUGGCCAUCGCUGACAUCCUGUUUGUGGUGGCCUUGCCUUUGAUAAUCUACAGCGAGCAGCACGGGUGGUCCAUGGGGAACUUGUCUUGCAAGUUGUUGCGUGGCAUCUACAGCGUGAACCUCUACAGUGGCAUGCUGCUCCUGGCUUGCAUUAGUGGAGAUCGCUACCUUGCCAUCGUACAGGCCCGCCGGUCCUACCGGCUGCGUUCAAGCACUCUGCUUUACAGCCACCUGAUCUGUGCAGCCGUCUGGUUGUUGGCCUUGCUGCUGUCACUGCCCACCUUCAUGUUUUAUGAGCGCUACCAACCCAGCCCAUUGGAAUCCAGCAUUUUAAGCAGUAACGAACAGGAAUAUGUGUGCUUUUUCAUGUUUAAGUCAAACAAAACUGCACGUGUGAUGAAAACUGUGGUGCCCAGCUCUCAGAUUGCAUUGGGUUUCUUCUUACCUCUGCUGAUCAUGGGAUUCUGUUACGCCAGUGUCAUUGUUACCCUCCUUCGGGCCAAGAACUUUCAGAGACACAAGGCAGUGCGUGUGGUCCUCACUGUGGUCCUUGUGUUUGUAGUCUGCCAUAUGCCUUAUAAUAUGGCGCUGUUGUAUUAUACCAUCAACAUCUUUGAACUUCAGGAAUGCAGCCAUGAGGACUCUCUUGCGCUGACCAUGACCAUCACGAAAAGCUUGGCGUAUCUGCACGCUUGUCUCAAUCCCCUGCUGUAUGCCUUCAUUGGAGUGAAUUUCAGAAACCAUUUCCGGAAGAUCCUACGGGACAUCUGGUGCGUGGGGAAGAACUACAUGUCAGCGAGACGCUCCUCGCGGGCCACCACUGAAAUGUACAUUUCCACUCGCCGCUCUAUGGAUGGCUCGUACAAUGACAAUGGCACUUCGUUUACCAUGUGAUAAUGCGCUAAUUAAGGGCAAAGUGCCCAGCAUUGUGACUGACAGACUGAUUAGCACUGAUCAAAAUGGAAAUUCAGGCAUCAGUUAUUCACCUUAAUGUUGUUCCAAACCUGUAUGACACUGUCUUUUGUGUCCCACAAAAGAAAGAAAGUCAUACUUAUUUUUUGUAAGGUUUUUUUUUUUUUUUUUUUUUUUUUUUUGACUGGGACAACAUGAGGUUGAGUAAAUGAUGGAUAAAAUCUUUUUUUUUUUUUUUUAAGAAAUUAUUCCAGUUACAAAUCAUAAAGGGAGAUGGUCAUUCCUUUUGUCUAUGUGUUAAAACAGCAGAGUGUAAAAAGCCUUCUUUAUAUCAAUGAAUUUUGUAAUUGACAUGCUCCAUAUGUAGUACUAAUGCAGAUUGUUUUUAUUUUUCUAUAUGUACUAUUUACCUUUUGUACAUAGAAUCUUUAACAUUUCCUAAUGUAUCUGAGAUAUAAACACUGUAAGUUUUAUCUUAAUAAAUUAGGCAAAAUACUGCAACACAAUAACUAAAAACUCAAGGGUAACAUCCUGAAAUGAGAUCCAGUAAUGAGAACCAGUGCACCAACUGAGACUCACCAACUUUUUUUUUUCUUUUUUUUUUUAAAUAACCUUUUAGGUUAUUUUUAUUUUUUUAUUAUUAUUAUUAACCUUGUAUGUGUUUGUGCUGCAAUAAUGCAUGCCUAAUUUAUUUCUCAUCUGGUUAAAUUUUUUGUUGUUGUUUUUUCAUAAGUUUAAAAAAAUCCUUUAAAAAUAAUCACAAGUUUUGAAUGAUAUUGAAAGUCUUGCACAUGCCAUGACCUUUGAAACAUUAUCUUAUCUUUGACCUGUAUACAGGUUCUCAAACCCUUUUGCAGAACAGUCCUCUAGAAAUACUAGUUCCUUCCCCCAAACAGUUGUCUUUUACAUAUCUGAUAAUUACUGACAGAAUCGUUUUACUGCUAUAGCUUUAAAAAAAAAAAAAAAAAAUCAUUUGAUUAAAUAGGACAUUUUUUCAUUAUGUGUAAGUUUCACAGAAUUGACCUACAUUAGUUAUAGCUUGCUUAAGUAAGAACUUCUCCAUUACUGAAGCAAACACAGAACAAUGUACUUCUAUUUGUUUUGUCACUGCCAUAUCUCACUUCUACAGUCUGUAAUUCUAGAACUGGAUAUACAGUGGAAUGAACACAAAAUGCAAUGAAGAACUCAUCAGACUAAAUGAAUGAUAGGCACAUUUAGAAAGUAUUAGAAAGCUUCGUUUUUUUUAAGAAAAAAAAAAGUUAAUGUCCAGUGUUGUUUUGGACCCCACUGACUUGCUCUGUAUGGAUACAAUAUUCAAAACAUUUUUCGAAAUAUCUUCUGUUUUUCACAGAAAAUAAUUUGUUUGCAACGAAAUGAUGGUCAUAUCAUAUUUGGGAGAACUAUUAAGUUAAAAAGGAUUAUGUGAUUCACAAAAUGCUUUUUGUUUAACGCUGUCCAUGUUAAAAUUGGCUGAAGAAAUUGAGGUGAGUGCUGAGGACUCAGUAAAAGCAUCCUCUGUUGCCCCCUAUUGAUAUUAAAGAGCAUGAGAGCACAGUGUCAAGAGAAUUACUUUUAAAUUAUUUUUUAUACUUGAUGCUCCAUACCAACAAACUAUAAAAUUAAACAGAAAAGAAAGACAAACAUUAACAUAUUUUCAAGUAAGCUAUUAUUUCAUUAAAACAUCGGGGACAAUCCUAUCGUGUACAUAUCUGUUAACAUAACCAACAAAAACAUCUUUAUUCUCUGAGAUUUCAUAUUUGUUGGUAAGGGACUGGCUUGAGAAAGAAAUUACAAAACGAUACAAAGAAAUUACUGGGGUUAAUAUACCACAUUCUAACAAUCUACUGUCAUAAUGCUGGCUAAGUGUCUUCUGUCUAUAUGUUUAUGGGCUACCCGGUAAAUUAUGUUUAGGCUACUCGGUGAAUCACUUACAUUUACAGUACAAAGGUAUCACGAAUGAAGUAGCCUAAAUAAAAUAACCUGUGAUACGAUUGAAACGGUUCAGAUUAAUAACUUGGCUUUGCUAAAAUACGACUGCUUCUGGUUCGAAAGCAUUUUUUUUUUUUUUUAGUAGGCUAGGUAAUAGAUUGAAUCAUUCACUUGUCUUUAAUGGAAUGAAGAACACGCGCUGUAGCAUCAUUUGAGCGUUCGCUGGAUAGUGAACCGAACUUGACUACUCUGGAAUGCAAAUGGAAUGGAAUGCUAUUGCUUUUGGAAUACUAUUAUGACGUCGCAAUAGUGACAUCACUUGAUGUAGAACAAGCAAACGCAUGAAAAUGUAUAAAAAGCGAGCAGCUGGACAAAAUGGAUUGAACUAUGCCUAUUGAGUAUACACGAAUCAGAUGAGUAAACAAAUUCUUUCUUUCUUUCUUUCUUUCUUUCUUAUUUUUUUUUUAUUUCUCUCUGUUCAAGUUUUAGUUAGUUUUUUUUUCCCGUAUAUUUAGCUACCUUAUUUCUCUCUCUUCUAUUAAAUGUCCCAUUAACAAGUUAAUUCUCUUUGCUUAGUUUCGCAUUUUCUGCAUUUACUUCAUAAUUUACAGGUUUUAAGAUAGCCUUCCCAAUUUUCAUUAUUUUCUUUGCAUUCCCAAAUUUAGCUUUAUCAUGUUUGCUUAUUGGUUGAUGUGAUUCAGAUGUGCGCUGAAUAUUUGCUUAUUGUGUAUUUCCACGUUUAUUGUCUUUCUUUCCCCCUAAAUUCGAGGUUACGGGUUUACGUUUGAAUUUAGGCCUACGUGUUGAUUUUUUUCUCCUUUUCCCCCAAGAUCAAUGCUAUGUUUUCUUUCUAUAUUUCUGGGUUGUUUCCUAAAAUUCAAGUUGGGAGAGAUAAGGCAGGAUCAAGGUUCUGCUUUAGGUUGUCUUGCUGAAAGGUUUUCUUGUUGUAGUCAAAGCUGAAAUUAAGUUAUUGUCAUUGCAUCAAAUGGUUAUUAUGUGGUCAGUUUUAUUAGUUGUAUUUAGACAGUGUUUUAAUGAGGACAAUGUGAUUACUGGCAGAAAUUAGGUAAUAGUUUCUUUGUAAAUUUCAAUUCAAGGUUCCAUUCAAGUUCAAGGUUAUAGUUUGAAUCUCCCUCUGCUGGAUAGGCUGUGUAACUACACUCAUGCGUUGGAGGGAUGCAGUACGCCUCUAUGAACAAAAGUAUAAGCAGUUGCUUAAAAUAAAAUAAUAAUAAAAAAAAAACUUUGUACUUAAAAAAAAAAAAAUAUCAUCAUUGAUGGUCAAAUCAGCGGUUUAUACCAUAUAAGAUUACCGUAGUAUGGUUUGUGAGAACAUGAAUAUGGAUGUUCACCAGUUCUUUUUUUUUUAGUAGGCUAAUCUUUACAUGCAGUUCACAAACAGCUGUCUAAGCAUCUGACAUAACUGCACUUGUUGGAACCUACCCUUAUAAAAUAACCAUAAUACCACAUAUACUACCAAAAUACCAGUUAAGUAGUUAAUUAAUUAAUACAGUUAUUGUUAAUACUGGAAAAUAAAAUAAAACAGCUUAACCUAAAAUGUGGUGUUGUUCAAACAGUAAAAAAAAAAAAAAAAACUUUUAGAUUAUUGUUAUUUGUUUUCAUUUAUUUAUUUAGACAUGAUGACUAAUAGCGAAUUUUAUAAUACCGAACAACAGUUUUAUUGUGGUCACAAUAACUGCAGUAUCUAUGGUAUUUUGAACAAUUUGAUGUAACCAGGCCUACAUCUUGUCA
Molecule: messenger RNA, 5179 nt
Organism: Cyprinus carpio (common carp)
Lineage: Eukaryota; Metazoa; Chordata; Actinopteri; Cypriniformes; Cyprinidae
Product: C-C chemokine receptor type 6-like
Exons: 2
Coding region: 359-1480 (373 amino acids)
Biological process (GO): G protein-coupled receptor signaling pathway; immune response; chemotaxis
Cellular component (GO): membrane
Molecular function (GO): chemokine receptor activity
Source: RefSeq, a predicted model, not a curated record